AUGUCAUCACUUAAACCGUUUAAUUUAUCAAAAACUCGGUUAACUAAAAAGUUUUGCCUUAAGACAAUAGAGCCCGAAAAGAAGCCCUACUGUAACAAUUGCACAUUCCUAGUGGAAAUAUGCAUGAAACUGAACUAUACGUCCAAACCAGAAUGUGUCCCAGUCAAAGAUAUCGCCGAUCUAACGGGAUGUGGAGGAUUAUGUCAAAUAAAUACCCAAUUUUGCCAAAUCUUAAGCCAAAAAUACAAAGUUUUUCAGUGCUCCCCCCGAAAGACUGUUCUGAAUUGUAAUAAUAAUCAGUUUAAUUGUGGAAAUAUGUGUAUAAGCGACGAGAAAAGUUGUGAUGGAAAGCUGGACUGUUCAAAUGGAUCAGACGAAGAAAAUUGUGCUUUUUAG
Messenger RNA from Diabrotica balteata, 396 nucleotides. Lineage: Eukaryota; Metazoa; Arthropoda; Insecta; Coleoptera; Chrysomelidae. The record is from the annotation of a GenBank genome assembly.